AUGGAAAAUGAGAACAUGCAUAGAGACUGGAUAUCUAUCUUUAACAGACUCUUAAAGAAGCCAAAAAGCAGCUUAAAGGAAAUUUCCAGAAUACUUGGUCGAUCACAAAAGUUUUUAUCCAUUCUAUCCACUGGUGGUGCAUCUACUGCAUACGCUUCCUAUGCGGAUAGUUUAAGAGAGUCUGUGGAGAGAAUUCUUUCCACUUUAAUUAUGUACUCAGAAGACACAGAAAGCCACCCAGGGAUAUUUUUUAUACUGUGUAACUAUAAAGACGCGCACAAGUGCGAUUUUCAUCCGGUUAUAAAAGUGUUUUUAGAAGGGACUAAGUCUGUAUAUCUUCUGAAAAUAAUUGAAAAAGUGUGCAGCAAUGCACAUAUGGUUCGGCUAAAGAAGGAAGAAGAGAUAGUACUUCUAUCUGAGCUGGUUAAGUGCUCUGCAAGUGCGGAUCAUUUAAUAGGGGAGUCUGCUAUUAGAAGUAUUUUUGGGCUUUAUAAAAGAGAAAGAGGAGAUGCUGUUUUUCUUGCAGAGCUAACAAAAACCUUUCAAAUGAGGUAUCUAGACCUAUUUGUAUCGAAAAUAUUCCCUGAAAUAAUUGGGAAUGAAGAUACUCAGUUUGUUAUUUCUAUGAUUCAGGUUUUGUCUGAGAUUAAAGAGAUUCCUAUCCUUAUAAUUGCACAUAGUGCUUCUAGAGAGUGUCUCCUUUCCUGCCCUCCAGGCCUUCUAGACCGCAUGUGGGCGCGGCUAGAAAAUGAAAAGCUGCCUCAGGAGUAUCUUAGUGGUAUGAAAAUGGCAGCUAAAGUGCCAGAGCUAUUCAACAUUAAUCAAUUCUUGCGCCUGCUGGUAAAGUAUACUGGAAUGAGUGUUUUGUAUGAUCAAGGGGACGUUCUGAUCCAGUAUAUAAAUACAGUACUUAUCUCCCCCGUCUCUGUUAUAAUAAAGGAAAAAAAGUGCAUUAAUGGUAUUAUAGAACAAACAGAAAAAACCAUAGGAAACUGCGGAGGUACACCAAUAAGUGGCGUGUGCCUUAAUACAGACAUUAUGGUAGAGUUUCUAGAGAAACUGUACAGGCACUCAGAUGGAACUCGGAUUGAGUACUGUCGCAUACUCUUUUACACAGGACUAGAGUCUCAGAAGGCAUACGUUCUGUUGCUUCUGAAAAAUAAAAAUAUCCGCGUGAAGUGGAAUGCACUGCGCACACUUACAGCGUAUGCACUGGAUGCAUCUGAAAUUGAAAUAGUACUAGACGUUUUAAAGACAACAGAAAAUGAGAAAAUGAAGCUGUGGUGCUUAAAGAUACUUGAGUGCAACCACAGAAAGGUUGAUGCAUCCGCUGUUGUAGUGAAGGACACUCAGUAUAAAUCAGAGAUUGAGGAGAUUCUUAAAAGAAUAAAUAAUUGA
Nematocida parisii ERTm1 is the source of this 1398-nucleotide messenger RNA. RefSeq lists its product as uncharacterized. NCBI's taxonomy places the organism in Eukaryota, Fungi, Microsporidia. The transcript has a single exon. The record is from RefSeq and is a predicted model, not a curated record. The coding region runs from base 1 to 1398 and encodes 465 amino acids.